AAUAAAUCCGGGACAUUUUUCUGCGCGGCCAUUACUCUAUUCAGGACCGACGGCGGCCAUGGUAGUCGGGGAAGCAAUCUCCCGAUGAAAGAUUUUCCCAGGAUUUCUAAAUUUCCUUUAUAAAACAUGAAGAUUAAAAAGAAGCAUGUCGAUCUAUCGGCAGUUAGUCAUUACCUUAGACACGGACAAUAUCCUGAAGGACUAUCUGACUCGGACAAACGGUGUGUAAGAAAAAGAUCCAAGGAUUUCAGAUUGAAAGCUGGCGUGCUAUACUUUGUGCGAGAUCCGAAAAGUGACCCGAGCAACUCAAGCGGAGCUGAGAGCGACUCAGAACGGCCUGCAACAGAACAAGUCUGGAGAGAAGUGCUGCAUAAAGCGGAAGAAAUUAGAAAAGCUUUUCUUGAAUGCCACGUGGACAACCAAGGAAACCACAGAACAUAUGACAAGACAUUGAAAGAAUUUAGCGACCGUUAUUAUUUGGCUAAAACCAUUGAAACUGUCCGCAAUUACAUAAAAGAAUGUCCAGUUUGCCAAGCUUACCGCAGUGGCUACUCAGCUACUGCCACUCCUGCCAGCAAAACUCCAUCAGAAAGGGAAGAACAUGUUGCCGAACUAAUGGCAGCUUUACCAUUUCCAGAGACCUUGGGGGAAGUGAUCAAUCACUUUUGGCAAAAGGUGGAGGUUGAUAUUCUUGGUCCUAUCAAGGUGACUGGAGGCUCAGCUGUGCAAGUUAUCCUCUGUUUAGACGUUUAUUCUUUGUGGCCAGAAGCACGUUUUGUUGAGUACAAAGAUGGAAUUAUACCUAUAACGGAGAUGUUGCAGUUUAUUCUCAGUCUUAUUGCAAGAUAUGGUGUCAUGAAAACCUUGACAUUCCGUAAAGAAUCAUUCAGUUGUAGAAAGAUUGCUGGUCGCUUUGAUUUACUCACUGAUAAAGAACACGCCAUUGACUUGAAAUUUGGAUGUUGCCAAGAUACAAAUGGCAUGUGGAAAGACCUAGAGGCAGACCUGAGAAAGUUUGCUAAAUCCUAUCCUCGCAACUGGCAUGAAAGUCUUGAUCUUUGGUUGAUGCCACAUCGAAUAAACCGACCACAGAUUGCUGAAUAUACUCCAGUAUACCUUGUACAUCAUAGGGAACCAUGUCUACCAUUGAGUAUAUCUUUCCGUCAACCUGGAUCUGACUUGGACCCAAAUCUGUCUGAUUCUCAGAUUCAGUCUAUUCAAACGAAGAUGAUGAAAGUAAGUAAAGGUCUGACAGAGAGUUUGCUGGCAAACACAUCGGAACAGCCAAGUAGUUCUGAAAAAAAUUUACCUGUACUGUAUUAUUACCCUGGAGAAGAAGUGGUUGAUGAGAAUUCAUCGCAAGCACCUGUUGCUGCUACAGAAGUAAAUGGGGAAGUUAACCCUAAUGAGCUUCAUUCUGAAAAUAUUGUGGAUACUCCAGCAGAAAGCAGUACAACAACUACUACUACUGCUACUACUACCACUACUACUACUACAACAACUACUAAUAAUAAUAAUAAUGUCACUAACAAAACCUCAUCCACUCCAGCUUCCUCCACACCUGUCUCUGUUAAGUCAAAGAAACUUUUGUCUGCAACCAAUGAUAAACCUGUCAAACCUCGUGGGCGACCACCAUCUUCUCAGUCCACCCAAACCUCAAUAGAAGACGACACUAGUAAUGUCCCUAUUGAUGAGGAUGAGUGUUUAUCAGGUUCAGAAAUGUCACCUGGUCGUCGUGGACGCAAGAAGAAUUAUCUAGACGUUGUCAACCGUUAUUCACCCAAGAAAGGCAAUAAACGAAAGAAACGAGAAAAUCGUGAUGUACCAUUAGAUGAUUAUUACCUCGCUCUAAAGCUAUAUAUUGAACAGAAACGUUACCCUCCUGGUAUAAAAGAUGACUAUAAACGAGUGAUCCGGAAAAUGGCUCAGAAUUAUGUCAUUCAAGACGAUGAAAUGUAUUAUAAAUCAGGCUCCAAACUAAAGAAAAUUGUGAUGGAUGAACUGGAACGCUUCAAGCUUUUAAAAGCAGCUCAUGUGCUGGAAAAUGGGACUCACUUGGGGCGAUUAAGGACUUUAGAUCGCUUGAAUGAUUAUUAUUGGAAAGGUAUGACAAUGGAUGGUGCUGCCUUAGUGAAGACAUGUCCUGUUUGUGAACAUGGCAGUGAGCGAAGGAAGUCUGAAGCUGACACUAACCCUGCUCAAGAAAGUUUCUUGAAUUUAGUCAAGGCUGCUGAUGCUGAACCAGAACCAUUGAAUGAAGAAGUCCAAAUCAGGUUGUAUGAGAUUAUCAAACAGUUCCACUUGACCGGUGCUAAACCAGCAGACAUAACCACUGAGGAAAAUGACUAUGCUGACAGAGAAUCUCCAAAGUAUCGUGUUAAUGGUGGCCAGUUAUAUUACACAGAAAACCAAACUAUUGGUCGUUUACGCAAAGUUCUGAUGACAGCAGCUGAGAAACAGAAUGCUGUUACAGAAUCACACAUUCUUAGAACAGGUAUCCAUCGUGGUGUGGAACGGACCAAAGAACUCCUGCAUGGUAGCUACUAUUGGAUUGGUAUGAAUCGUGAUCUGAAAGAAUUCCUUGAUAAAUGUUGCUUAACACGAGUCUUCCCCGAAGAUAAGAAACUUAAAUCUCAAGAAGAGAAGCUCUCUAAGUUUGCCGAGUUCUUCCAAAUGGAUAUCAGUCCUUUCAUUAGUUUAGAGCAGACUGUUGAGCUAAAAGGUGAAAAAGAGGAAGAUGCAACAGUGCUGACAUCUGUUGGUCUUAAAGUGAAGAGUCCUUCCCCACCUCCAACAGAGGAGCUUGAAACAAAGACACUGACCAGUCAGGAAGAAAGUAAUAUAGAAGAUGUCUUCUUAAAUGCAGUACAGGUUGUGGAGCCGGACAGUAUAACAGCACAACCAGAAGAAACAACUCUAGCAGAGAGCAAUGCUAUUCUGUCACAAGAGAUCACUGAUUCCAGUAAAACAAUUGAGGUUUUGUCACCUUCUGUUAAGACUUACAAUGAGGUUGCUUGUAACACAGAGGACAGUGACAAUCUUGAUGAGGUCGAUGAUGUGGAACUAGAUCAACCAAAGGCAAUUGUAAAGAAGAUGAACAUUGAAACAAUUAAAAAUCAAACUUCACGGCGCCAACAAAAGAGUGUUACUGUACAUGUACCAGAAAAGACUGUCGAAGAUCACUUGAGUGAAGAGGUGCAGAAUGCUGUCGACAAUAUAAAACCUGAUGUUAGUGACAUCCAUAUAGCUGAUGAUGUGUCUGCAUUAACGUCAAUGAUUCAGAGGAGACAGAAUGCAGCAGAGAGCAAGAUACAAGAAACUAUUGUGUCGACAGUUGAAAGUGAUGUGGAGAUGACAAAAGCUGAAGAGAUUGUCAAGGAAAUUGAACUGGCUGAAGCUGAAGAAUUUGAAGAAUCAGUGGAUGGCAACCAGACUGAAAAUACUAGCAUGGUAGACAGUAAGGCAUUUUUAACAAAGAAAACUAAAGGGAAACGUAUGAAACGGAAGAAACAGCUUGCUUGUAAUAUUUGUGGCUUAAUGUUUGGAGGCCCUGUAACAUUGCAAGUUCAUAUGAGUACACACUCUGGUCAAAAGCCUUUUGGUUGUGAUGUUUGUGGCAAGCGAUUUACUGAACGGAAAUAUGUUCGUAUCCACAUGAGACGUCACACAGGAGAGAAACCAUAUCUGUGCAGUGUUUGUGGUAAAGGUUUCCCCAGGACCCAGUCUCUUUUAGCUCAUAUGUCAGUUCAUGAAAAAGACAAGGAUCACAUGCAGAAGUGUGAAAUAUGCAAUCGACCAUUUGCUUCUGAUAAUCGUUUGAAUGCACAUAUGGAAGCCAAGCAUCCUGCAGUUCCUAAAGUUUACAAAUGUGCAGAAUGCAGCCGUGUGUUCACUGCAAUGAGGAGUCUGAAGCGCCAUAUUGAGGCCCACAUGGGUUUGAAACGCUAUGAGUGCCAGCAUUGUGGUCGACGCUUUUUACGGAAAGAAUAUCUACGUAGCCAUGCAGCUCAGCACACAGGAGAAAUAUACCCUGCACCUAAACGAAAGAAGCCUGACUUGCCAUGUCCUCAGCUUAAGAUAACUGUUGGUUCAAACACCUAUUCUGUAUUUACUUCUGAUGCCACUGCUGCUGUCACUCCAGAUCAACAAGAAACUUGGGUUGCUGCUGAACUUGUCCAAAAUGAAGAACAGAUACAGGACCCAACCGAGACAGCACGAGCCACUGAAAGUGUUGAGCAGAGUGUUGAAGCACCUUUGUUUUUUAUUGCUCCUAACCAAGUUGAAUAUGAGGUUGAGUGUACCUCAAGUGGUGGCACUGAACUGACUGAAGCAGAUCUCACUGCUAUCAACAUUCUUGCUCAAGCUACACUCAAUGCACCAAACACUCUGCCACUCACAUGAACCAGUUUUAUUACAAAUUCUGCUUCAUCCAUUUUUAACAAACCAAACACCACUUUGCUGGUUUAAUUUGGUUUUAAUUAGCUCAAAGGACUCAUAACAUGAAAGGAAGAAACACUUCAAAAAAAGUUCUUGUUUGACAUACAAUAAAAAAAAAAAAGCACAACUGAAGCAAUCAAAACAACUCUCGUAUCCACUGAAAAUUUCCACCUCAGCUUUUUACUUCUACUUCUUCCCUAUCUAUAUACAUUUCAAUUUUAGAAUCUGUUUGAAUUGUGCAUCUUCUGUGUGUAUGUAUAGAUAUCCGUGCAUGUAAGCAUACAUAUAUAUAUAUACAUACAUGUAUGUAUACAUAUACAUAUGCAUGCAUACCUUUUGAGCAUUAGAGACUCCUAUUUGAAAAGAAUGGUUUGAUAUAAAAUGCACAAAUUCAUUUGAAACCCCUCCAGAAUUCACCGUCAUUUCAUAUUUUCUCCGAUUUUGUUACCUCUUGUGCUAGUUUAAGGUUUCUUUGUGUGUAAAUAUCUCCUCAUUGCAUCCUUCGAUAUCAUUAUUAAACUGAUUUACCAUUAA
Molecule: messenger RNA, 4971 nt
Organism: Octopus bimaculoides (California two-spot octopus)
Lineage: Eukaryota; Metazoa; Mollusca; Cephalopoda; Octopoda; Octopodidae
Molecular function (GO): nucleic acid binding
Source: RefSeq, a predicted model, not a curated record